GAAAGAAAACAUUUUCCUCUUCGCUCUUUUUUUUAUCAAUGAAAAUCAAAAUUACAAUAACAAAGUUUGAACUUGGAAUCUUGUGUCUACUAUACCGACUCUAAAGAUUCAUUUUCCUCUUCCCUAUUAUCCUUCUUUGAAGCUUAUUUUUAUCCGAGUAUUAGCAGGUCCUUCAACUCAUUUUAUGCAUUCUUUCCAUGAAGACAAAAAGGGGUCCAUAACAGUGCCUGUGAAAGCAGAACAUGCAGACCCCACAUCUGGAAAAGUCUUUUUGCAUGGUGCUUGCACAAACAAAGAUAUAAGCAUCUCGCAAAGUACUGAGUCUACAUCUGGGGUACCGCAGUACGUUGUGGAAAUAGUGAAUACGUGUGUUUCUCACUGUGCUCCAUACGACAUUCAUCUCCACUGUGGCUGGUUUGCUUCUGCAAGAGUAAUCAGCCCCACAUUGUUCAAGAGGCUCGCAUAUGAUGAUUGUUUGGUGAAUGGAGGGAAAGCUUUGGCCGCUAGUCAGAUCAUCAGAUUCACUUAUUCCAAUUCCUUCAUGUAUCCUCUUGCAUUCAAGUCUGCCAGAUUUUGCUGACUCCAGA
Cajanus cajan (pigeon pea) is the source of this 587-nucleotide messenger RNA. The record is from RefSeq and is a predicted model, not a curated record. NCBI's taxonomy places the organism in Eukaryota, Viridiplantae, Streptophyta, Magnoliopsida, Fabales, Fabaceae.